Molecule: messenger RNA, 643 nt
Organism: Nilaparvata lugens (brown planthopper)
Lineage: Eukaryota; Metazoa; Arthropoda; Insecta; Hemiptera; Delphacidae
Product: protein scarlet-like
Exons: 4
Coding region: 16-642 (208 amino acids)
Cellular component (GO): plasma membrane
Molecular function (GO): ABC-type transporter activity
Source: RefSeq, a predicted model, not a curated record
UGCAUGAUAAAGUGAAUGUUUGUCAAUUUGCAGGGCAAGGAGGAGAACGAAUUCGAGAGCUACUUAUCAAUCCAGCAGCCGCACUACUUGACUCAGCUCUACUGGCUGCUAUGGCGGUCAGUCAUGGAGAUCAGACGCAACCCACAGGACCAACUGCUGCGCUUGGCCUUCUAUAUGUUCAUCGCGUUGCUGAUCUCAACACCGUACGUGGGACUGACAGUCGACCAGAAGGGCAUCCAGAACAUCCAGGGUUUCCUGUACCUGGUCAUAGUGGAGACCAUAUUUAUGUUCAGCUACAGUGUGUUUCACACCUUUCCCUCCGAGCUACCAGUUUUACUGCGUGAAAUCGGUAACGGCUUGUAUUCGCCAGGCCCCUACUAUGUUUCCAAAAUGGUCAUUCUGUUGCCAAGGGCUCUGAUCGAGCCAAUCCUUUAUUCGGCGCUCACCUUCUACAUAGCUGGUCUGUUUGGAGGUGUAAUGGGUUGCAUCCAAUUCUGUAUACCUGUCAUAGCAUGUGCAAUCACCGCCACAGCUUAUGGUUGCCUGAUUUCGGCCCACAUUGAAUCGGUUGCCACUGGAUCAUUGGCGUCAGUACCAUUGAGCAGAUUAGUCUUAUUUUCUGUGGAAUCUACAUGUCGUUGAG